AUGUCACCACCCAAAGAUCCCUCCCAGCUGAAACAGAAGUUGAUCAGUGAGAUUGGGGAAGCUCAAUGGGAUCAAUCCUGGGACAGCAUAGCAAAACUCAGCCCCGAGUUGUUCGUGGCUAGUGUGGAUCUGAUCGCGGUGCCGAGAAGGAAGAGACAUCUUUCACCAAAGAUACAACAGCUCAUGUCCAUUGCUGUUGACGCUGCCUCCACACACCUCCAUAUCCCAGGAAUUCAGAAGCAUAUCAAGGCGGCCCUGGAAGAAGGAGCGACACAAGCAGAAAUUGUCGAAGUCAUCGAGUUGACUGGCACACUGGGUAUUCAUGCUUGCAAUAUUGGUGUUCCUCUCCUUGUCGAGGUGAUGAAAGAGGAAGGCAUUUAUGAACAGCAUCCUACCGCCGGAAAACCUUUUGACGCGCAAAGGGAGAAACUGAAAGCCGACUUCACCAGAAAUCGAGGUUAUUGGCACACCUUCUGGGAAGACUUCCUUGCACUCGACCCAGAGUUCUUCGAAGCAUACUUGAACUUUUCUUCGGUGCCUUGGUUGAAAGAUGUCGAUGGCAGUGGCAAAGGUGGAGGCGUCUUGGAGCCAAAGGUCAAAGAACUCAUUUAUUGUGCUUUCGAUGCAGCUGCCACACAUCUCUACGUCCCUGGCCUUAAACUGCACAUGAAGAAUGUCCUGAAAUAUGGUGGAACCCCGGAGGAGAUCAUGGAAGUCCUAGAAAUUGCGACUCAGUUGAGUCUGCAUACAUCCGAUAUAGCGGCCCCAAUACUGGCUCAGCAGCUCGCGAAGGCAUAA
Exophiala aquamarina CBS 119918 is the source of this 798-nucleotide messenger RNA. RefSeq lists its product as uncharacterized. Bases 1 to 798 code for a protein of 265 amino acids. Lineage: Eukaryota; Fungi; Ascomycota; Eurotiomycetes; Chaetothyriales; Herpotrichiellaceae. Gene Ontology annotation, molecular function: peroxiredoxin activity. The record is from RefSeq and is a predicted model, not a curated record. The transcript has 2 exons.